This is a messenger RNA of Bacillus rossius redtenbacheri, 3081 nucleotides long. Its product is annotated as deoxynucleoside kinase-like. Gene Ontology annotation, biological process: nucleobase-containing compound metabolic process. The transcript has 7 exons. The coding region runs from base 1706 to 2425 and encodes 239 amino acids. Gene Ontology annotation, cellular component: cytoplasm. Lineage: Eukaryota; Metazoa; Arthropoda; Insecta; Phasmatodea; Bacillidae. Gene Ontology annotation, molecular function: ATP binding; deoxynucleoside kinase activity. The record is from RefSeq and is a predicted model, not a curated record.
ACAGCAAACAAUUAGCUUACGAAACGAGACUGUUGGGCAAGUUCGCGAGCUCUUUGUCACAGCUGUGCGUGGUCAUUGACGUACGUGUACGCGGAGUCUUUUUUCCCAUCAUUGUUAAUAAACAGUCACGAGUGGCGCAAUGUUUAACAUUUUAACCUUGUUCGCCUAUAUUAGUGAUACACAUUUAGCACCAUCACUAGGCCUGUACAAGGAGUUCUCUACAGGUUUAUUAUGGAAGUCAAUUAAAUACAUCUAGGGUUCCUUAUCUUCAUACUUCUAUUUAUUAUAUCUUAUAUGUAAUUAUUUUUGCAAACCUACUACCCUCAAUAUAUUUUUAUAUUUUAUUUUGGCUAAAUCUCGUCGACAAGAUCUUUACAGUGUUAGGUUUUGUCACUUCCUUGGGAAAGGAGGCUACAGACAGGGCUAGAAAAUUUACGAGGGGGUUUUAUAUUUUAAUUGAUAUUGGACAAACAAUAUACCACACUACAUCGUACAUUUGUAAUUCCUAAGCAACUAAUAAAACAUUUUUGCAGAAAGUAUUUUUGAUGUAGAUAUACUAACCUAACUAAUCGUUCACAAUGUUUUAAAGUAUUUUUAAAGUAGCUAACUUAACCGAAUUGACCAUUCUCAGUAUUUACAUUAAUAAUUCUCAUAAACACAAACACACCGUCACACAAGGGUAAACAAAAAAAAUGGCCACGCCCGUGUCAGUGCACAGGUAUUGUAGUGUAACGUAUGAACGGUGAUUUCUCAGAAACCUGUUGGAAUUUAGAAACGCUGGAGAAAUGUCUUAGAAAAAUAUGUUUUCCUUAUUAUAUUAUUUUAUUCACGGAAAAGCCACGACGCGAGUUUUUUUUAAUGUAAACUCAUUGGGCUUAGCCUCAGAAAAAAUAUUGAUUGGAAAUUGAUUGAAAUUGCUGUUAAAAAAAUGUUCCAGUGUUUUUAUUAAUUUGACAUGAACUUGCUAACACUUGAAUUAACUUGCUAACCCACACAACUUUAAGCAGACUUUUUCCCACUACCAAGUUUCCUACAAUAUAGUGGCACCAGAAUCAAAUGCUCAGAAUUUUCAACAUACUAAAUUAAAACAGCAAGCUUUGUGUACCACAGGAUCAAUGUAGGCCCAUAUAGGCUCGUGCCACCCACUUCACGGGUCAACAUACUUAUUAAAAUUUUAACUUAACAAAUCUGCAAUAACAACACAAAAUAUUUUACAAAUUUUAAUUAAUGGAAAUGCAAGUAACCAAACGUAACAUUUAUUUGUAGUUAAAGUCACACACAUAUCCGUAAAACCACGUUUGUAAUUAUUUUAAUAGGUAAUUAAUAAAUCACUCUUAACACAACUACCAAAACAAAAACACACUAGUUAACAUGGUGGUAAUGAAGAACUUCUGUGAAUACACCACUUUACCUGACACCUUGUUACAUAUUAUUAAAAAUAUUACAAUCGUAUACCCUUUGUCGCAACACAACCACCAAAUGGUUAGAAGAACUGAAUAUAACCUAUUUGAAAUCCUUUUUUUAUGCAGAAGAUGCUAAUCUAGAUAAUUACCAUUAAUUGUGUUUAUAAAAAUUAAAUAAAAACAGUAUAAAUAUUGUUUAUUUAUUAACAAUCAUGUACUUAAGCCUUUUAUGAAAUCUUCGUAGACCUGUCAAACAGAAGUGGUGUCGCCCGGUCUCUGUGCUGCUUCGGCGUUUGCAGAGGAUGUCGUCCGCUGCGACAAAACCAUCCCAGCCAAUCACAGUCGUCGUGGAAGGCAACAUCGGGAGCGGGAAAACUACAUUCCUAAAUCACUUCUCAAAGUUGAAUGAUUUGUGUGCCAUAUUUCCAGAGCCGGUUGAGUUAUGGCGGGAUGUAAAAGGCCAUAAUUUACUGGGCCUCAUGUACAGUGAUACGAAGCGGUGGAGCUUGACGUUUCAGACGUACGUUCAGCUCUCCAUGACCGACCUGCACACUCGCAACACUUCGGCUCCUUUCAAACUGAUGGAGAGGUCGUUGUUCAGCGCAAGAUAUUGCUUUGUGGAGAACCUCGCCAAAUCGGGACUGAUGCCGGAAGUAGAAUACAUCGUCCUGGACGAGUGGUUCAAGUGGAUCACGGCGAACAUGAACAUUCGAUGUGAUCUCAUAGGUUCUGGAGCAAGAAGACUCCCACCAACUCCCCUCACUGGAGAAUCCCAUGAACUCCGACGCCACAUCCCUUCCUCCCCGCCAACAUGUCCUCGCGACCUCCACACGGAGGCUGUCUGCAGUGGGGCUCGGCUGGAGUGUACCUCCGCACUCGGCCGGACGUGGUCCACCGGAGGAUCAGGGAGCGCGCCCGGGCGGAGGAGAGCGGCAUCUCGCUCAACUACCUGGAGGAUCUGCACUGCUUGCACGAGGACUGGCUGCACAGCAGGACCAGGUUCACCUGUCCCGCCCCGGUAGUCACGAUAGACGCUGACAGGAGUCCGUCUCAAAUGGAAGAAGAGUACAAAAAAUGUGAACUGCAGAUUCUACACCUCAGAGAAGUUCAAACUGGUGCACUGUGAUAAAUUCACUCAACUUGCAAUCUCACAUUCCUCAUUGUUUUUACCAAAAGAGUAAGCAAACAAUUCUCAACACGUGUAUUGAAUGUCUGUAGUUGAAGUUUUUUUUAAUAUUUAUUCUUUUACGUGUAUCUUUGAAGGAGAAUUUAUUUAUUUAUUUCGUGAAUCUUCUCACCAAAAAUUCCUGUGAUAAUAGUCAAGUUUUUCACAUUAAUAUUUUUUUUUUUGGGAGUUAUUUGUUUACAUUUAUUAUAUAUGUACUGAAAUAUUCCAUGCACAUGUUUCAUUGUAACUGUUGUAAACAAUUUUCCAUUGUGAAGUGAUAAGCUCUGUGUGACAGCGUGUGACGAGGUCUGACUACUAGUAGCUGGCUACCGAGCCAGCGCAAGGAACCACGUCAAUGUAAAUAUCAACUAAGUGUAUGUAUAAAAAAAGGAAACAAUGUAAAUUACUACUCUGCCAUUUUAUACUGUUUUAAAUAGCAGUAUGACUUAUAAUGCCAUGGAAUAGAAAAAGUAAACAUUACUGACCAUUAAAUGCAAGUUAAAUGAAAAA